Molecule: messenger RNA, 2517 nt
Organism: Trichoderma reesei QM6a
Lineage: Eukaryota; Fungi; Ascomycota; Sordariomycetes; Hypocreales; Hypocreaceae
Exons: 2
Coding region: 1-2517 (838 amino acids)
Source: RefSeq, a predicted model, not a curated record
AUGAGGCAAUCGGGCGAGGUCAGGUCGCGGACGGCGACGCCGCCAUCACCAUCUUACAUGACAAAAGACGAGUUUGCAAGCUACCUCGCAAACCUUCGAAACAAGCCCGUGGUCAGGCCCGGCGGUGCCAGGCCGCUCCCUCCCAGCAAUCGGCCGCAGGUAAAUCGAAACAGUCUCAGCCACAUUAGCUUCGACGCAACGACGGCACCGUCUCGAGACUCUCCGUCUCCCGCCCCUCAUGUCGGCCAUCAGCGGUCUCAGUCUUUCACCCCGAGCCUCGUUGGCGGGAGCAUGGUAUCGAGUCGCCUUUCGACAAUCAGCUCCCGGAGCCGUGACUACUAUCCCUCGCGACCUACGCCUCCUCCGUUGAAGCCGGAUGACGUGGUGCCUACGGCUAGCUAUAUGGAGCGCGGCCGGCGGUGGAUGGAAAGAGAAGAGGCUUCGUCGCUGCGAGACGCAAUGGAGGAGAUGGACCUACGGGAGAGCAGAAAGAACACGCCCGAUGUCGACCCCGCUGCCGAGGACGAGGAGACUCGCAUCUACAACGCUGCUCUUAAUGAGGCAGCCGAGCUCGUUUGGGAGCACCAGAACGGAGUCAAGCCUCGACCGCCAGAGGGUGCGUACCGGUACCGCUCACACCUUAGAAAGGAUAGCUACGCACAUGCCCGAGCGGCGGCUCUGGCCAAGGGAGAGGACUCACCGGGGGCGAACAAGUCAAACAGGAACUCAUAUGCCUCCUUCCGCUCAUCGUCGGCCACUUCGUCCGAGGAGGACAACGGUGCCCGACUCAACGGAUCCCCCGAGAGGAAAGGCGCCCAGGCCGAAGAGUCCCCAACCAGCAAAACCAAGUCCUAUGGAGGCGUCGGCGGGCGCUUCACGGGCGGUCGGCGCAGCAGCAUGAAGAGGAACGUCAGCGGAGAAGUCGAGCGCCCGUUCUCGGGGGAUCAGAUAUGGGAAGAGCCCGAAGCCCAGUCAGGCGACGGCCCUACGACAUCGACUCCUCCAAACGGUGAUUCGCCCGCUUCGCUGCAUCAGAAGCCGUCCAACACGAUGGGCCGCGUUCCCUACCAGCGCAACCAGGGCGAGACGAGCCCGACGAAGCGACUGGAGCGGAUCGAAAUCCACAGGAACCCUCCGAGUCGAUCGCGCACCGCCCCGUACCAGGUCAACACGCCCGUGUCCAAUGCGCAGCAGCUCCCGGAGGGACAGCACCUGAACGGCGUCGAGAUCCGCAGCCAGGACAUCCGCGAAGCCACGAGCAUGAGGCUAAAGGACCGCAGCUCCAAGCUCCCGGAACCUACUGCGGUCAGCGACAGCCCUGGGAGGCCCAUUGUAAGCUUCGAUGCGAACUGGAAAGCCCCGGAGGAGGCCAAGUCCACUGAUGCGAGCUCAGACCGACGACCAGACCCGACCACGCCAGCAUCUAACCGCUACCAGUCCCAGCCACAGUCCCAACCUCAAACCCAGCCCCAAUCCCAACCCCAAACACCGUCGCGGCCUAUGGAUAUCCCUAGUAUCGUUGUGGCGGAAGACCCUUCGCCGCGACCACGGGCGCAGACGAGCACGGGUGUGCCGUCCAUCUCGAUAGCAGAGCCAGACGAGGCCCCAAAGCGGCCGACGCCUGCCAUCAACAUCCCGUCCAUUUCAGUGGACGAGACGCCGACCCGCCGCGGCAUUCCCAGCAUCUCGACGUCGCCCGUGAAGGACUCCCCUGUGAGGGACUCGCCCGUAAGAGGCUCUCGUCCUCUGCCGACUCCGGGCGGCCGAGGGCCUCAGGGCGCGCGGGACCUGCCGAGACCGCGCGGUCACUGGUCGCCAGCCUCGAGUGCCCAUGUGCGAACCGGAACGAUCUGCAAUCAGUGCGAGCAGCCCAUCGAAGGCAAGUUUGUGGCGCUGGCUGGCCUCUCUGAGCGCUUCCACCCUCACUGCUUCCGCUGCUACACCUGCAGCACCAGGCUGGAGGCCAUGGAGAUCAGCCCCGAGCCAGAAGCGGCGCGGGCAGAGCGUCUGGAUCGGAUUCGGCGUCGCGCGGCGGGAGAGGUACUGGAGGAGAAGCCCGGCAUGACCAUGGCGGAGGACGGGGACGAGCGCCUCCGCUUCUACUGCCACCUCGACUGGCACGAGCUCUUUGCCCCUCGCUGCAAGCACUGCACAACUCCCAUCCUCGGGGAGCACAUUGUAGCUCUGGGAGCACACUGGCACUACGGCCACUUCUUCUGCGCCGAGUGCGGCGAUCCGUUUGAGCACGGCAUGACGCACAUUGAGAAGGAUGGCUACGCCUGGUGCAUCAACUGCCAGACGAAGCGGACCGAGCGGCGGGCGCCCAAGUGCAAGAUGUGCAAGACGGCCGUCAUCGGCCAGUACAUCAAGGCGCUGGGAGGCGAGUGGCACGAGCACUGCUUCCGCUGCGCCGAGUGCAAGGGAGGGUUCGAUGACGGGCAGAUCUUCCCCAAGGAGACGGCGACGGGGGCCGUUAUCCUAUGCACCAAGUGCCGGCAGAGGGAGCUCAAGUUUUGA